Molecule: messenger RNA, 2693 nt
Organism: Culex quinquefasciatus (southern house mosquito)
Lineage: Eukaryota; Metazoa; Arthropoda; Insecta; Diptera; Culicidae
Gene: ath
Product: ATP-dependent RNA helicase DHX33
Exons: 2
Coding region: 536-2584 (682 amino acids)
Biological process (GO): positive regulation of transcription by RNA polymerase I
Cellular component (GO): nucleolus; intracellular anatomical structure
Molecular function (GO): RNA binding; ATP binding
Source: RefSeq, a predicted model, not a curated record
ACCCAAGCCGACUGGGUGAAAGGCAACCACGCUUACCCCUACACCACGGUCCCGCAAUUUUUCAAGCAAACUAGACAAAAAUCGUUUGAAAAAUAUUACUAUGUAUUAACAAAAGCGGAAAAUGACGAGCAUUGCACCAACAUUGGAUUAACGCUGUAAAUCAUGUCCGUCUCCAGGAACACUGUGAAAUGCGAUGGAGGCGGAUGGUUGUUCACUCCGUACAAGUUACAUGCUUGCAUGCAACAUUUCUCGAUUGCGUCUUUGCUGAAUCGGAAAGAAAAAAUCUCAGCUGAACUGCUAGAUGGCGCCACCGAAUGUGUUUGUGUUUGCACUAAUUGAUUACACUCUGAAACAAAACUAGACAGAUUUCAGUAAAAACGUUUUCUGACUUUCUUUUUUCUGUCAAAUUGCGUGCCAUGCUUUUCAUCUGUUUUCAUUGUUCUGACGGGGGCGGUCGUGUUUUUCGAUGUUCGUGCGAAAUUUAACAAAUUUUCAUCGUGAUUAAAGAGAGAGAAGGAUAAGCACCAAUUUCGCGAUGAAACGAGCCUACCCCGGGAGCGGCCCAAACAGUUCCAACAACAGCGGCGGUGGCUUCAAGCAGCCGAACCGUCUGGCCACUCAACGGCAGUCGCUUCCGAUCGCCAACGUCCGGCGCGAGAUCGUCGAAGCGGUUCAGAAGAAUCAAACGCUCGUUCUGCUGAGUGACACGGGCUCCGGGAAGAGCACCCAGAUUCCGCAGUACUUGUACGAGGACGGUGUGGGCGAGGGCAAAAUGAUUGGGAUUACGCAGCCCCGGCGGGUGGCGGCGAUUACGGUGGCGAAACGGGUUGCCCAGGAGCAGGAAUGUUCGGUGGGGGAUGUGGUUGGGUACGCGGUUCGCUUUGAGGACGCGACGUCGGCAAACACGCAGAUAAAGUAUCUGACGGACGGAAUUUUGUUCCGGGAGGCGUUAUCCGAUCAACUGCUCAAGAAAUACAACAUAAUUGUGCUUGACGAGGCACACGAGCGGACGAUUGCGACGGAUGUGCUGUUUGGGAUCGUGAAAAAGGCGCAGCAGACCCGGCGGAAGAUGCUGGUACCGUUGAAGGUGAUUGUGAUGUCGGCCACGAUGGACGUGGACCAUUUUUCACAAUAUUUUAAUAAAUGCCCUGUUAUGCACCUGCAAGGAAGCAACUUCAAGGUGAAGGUCUAUCAGUCGAUGGACAAUACGAACUACCUGGAAGCGGUCAUUACGACGAUUUUCCAGAUUCACGAAAACUGCAACGACGACGGGGACAUUUUGGUGUUCCUGACGGGUCAGGAGGAGAUUGAAGCGGCGACCGCCCUGGUACGCCGGCUGGCCAAGGCCAUCAACCAUCGUGACCUGCCGCGAAUGCUCGUGGUUCCAAUGUACGGAGCUAUGUCCCAGAACAGCCAGCAGGAUCCGUUUGCGCUGGCACCGCCUUUCACGCGGAAAGUGGUCUUGGCGACGAAUAUUGCCGAAACGUCCAUUACCAUCCCGGCCAUAAAGUACGUCGUCGACAGUGGCAAGGUGAAGGUGCGAACGUUCGAUCCGGUCACCGGAAUCGAUUCCCUCAAAGUGACCUGGAUUUCCAGGGCCCAAGCUUGGCAGCGAACGGGUCGAGCCGGUCGUACGGCGGACGGCGAGUGCUACCGAACCUACUCGAAAGAAGACUUCAAAGCAAUGGCUGCUACCAGCACGCCGGAAAUUCUCCGCUGCAGCGUCGUUUCGUCAACCCUCCAGCUGCUCGCCCUCGGCAUCAACUGUCGCGACUUUGACUUCCUGGACAAACCUCCUGCCGACGCACUGACCAGUGCCAUGCAGGAGCUCAAAGCUCUUGGCGCGAUCAUGUCCGUAGAUCAACCCGCCCUCACCACCCUCGGUCGCAAAAUGUCCAAACUCCCACUCGACCCAAAAUACGCCAAAAUCCUGCUCAGCGCCACCGACUACGGCUGCCUCGAAGAAGCUCUCACGAUCGUCGCAAUGCUCUCCGGUGAAAACGUCUUCUACAACACCAGCCAAAAGCGCGAACAAGUCCUGACCGCCCACGCCAAGUUCCACGCCAAAUGUGGCGACCACGUCACACUUCUGAACGUGUUCAACGAGUUCAAAACCAAGGACGAACCCAAACGCUGGUGCCACGACAACUUCCUGCUCGAGCGCAAUCUCAGCCACGCCGCUGCCGUCCGAACCCAGCUGGCCAACAUCUGCCGAUCCCUUGGACUCCCCCCCACGUCCUGCGGCAACGAUCCCGUCCCCAUAGUCAAGUGUCUGCUGACCGGGCUGUACCGCAACAUUGCCGAACUGCAGCGUGACAACAGCUACCUUACGCUGGCCAAUCGCACCCGGUGCCGAAUUCACCCGGCCAGCGUGAUUCACGGCCGAGCGCGACCCGGCUAUCUACUCUUCACCGAGCUGGUCUCCACCGGAACGAACUACCUGCGAACGAUCAGCGAGAUCGAACCGGAGUGGGUGGGGGAAGUGGUGCCGCACUGUACCUUCCUGGAUCGGAUCACGUGCGGAGGGAACCGGGGCAGUAGCAGCUGUUACAGUGAGGUGGCACAAGGAGGAAGGACGGCGUGAGAAGGGGCGGACUAAUCUUUUUAUUUGCAUUUGAUGUCAAGGAUAAAAGUGCGGCGGAUACAUACAUUUAAAAAUGUAGCAAUAAAACUAAAGUUGUUUUCGAUCAUAA